AUGGCGCGACACCCUGCGAUCUGCUUCACGGAUGAAGAUCUCGGAGGAAUAAAUCCUCACCCUGAUGACCCCAUGGUAAUUUCGGUUGUCGCUAUGAACUUUUUCGUAAAAAAGGUUUUGGUGGACCAGGGCAGUUCAGCCGACCUGUUAUAUCUAUCUACCUUGAGACGAAUGGACAUUCUGGAACGAAAGUUGAGACCCUUCAAUGAAAGCUUGAUCACCUUCUCAGGAGAACAAGUGGAGGUUAUGGGUUACAUAGAUCUGCCAACCUCAUUUAUGAUGACCCCGUUAGUUAGGACCAUCACUAUCCAGUUCCUAGUGGUGGAUUGUCGGGCGCUGUACAACGCGCUUUUGGGCCGACCAUCUCUUAACGCUUUGGGCGCAGUAGUAUCCACAUUCCACUUAUCCAUAAAGUUCCCGGUAUCUAACACCGAGGUUGGGGUCAUCCGCUCUGACCAAAAGGAAGCCCAACAAUGUUACCACAAAAGCCUCGGAACCCGAAAUCCCGAGCCUGCCAAGGACGAAAGAAAGACCGAUGCCUUGGGCAGCAGCCAGGGAACAGACAUCGACAGCCAGCAUCCGCGGCACCAUUUGCACAUGGUCGAGCUAGACCCUCAGAUCGAGUUUUUAGAUAGACGACCCCAACCUAUAGAGGAGCUCCACCCUGUGAGCCUAGGUCCUCGCCCUGAACAAGUCGUCCGUAUAAGUUUUACGUUGCCAAAUGAACUGAAGGAGCAGCUCAUCGGCCUACUUUGA
Molecule: messenger RNA, 756 nt
Organism: Diospyros lotus (date-plum)
Lineage: Eukaryota; Viridiplantae; Streptophyta; Magnoliopsida; Ericales; Ebenaceae
Exons: 1
Coding region: 1-756 (251 amino acids)
Source: RefSeq, a predicted model, not a curated record